Neopsephotus bourkii (Bourke's parrot) is the source of this 1756-nucleotide messenger RNA. It is a transcript of the gene P2RY8, whose product is annotated as P2Y receptor family member 8. The record is from RefSeq and is a predicted model, not a curated record. NCBI's taxonomy places the organism in Eukaryota, Metazoa, Chordata, Aves, Psittaciformes, Psittacidae. The transcript has 3 exons. Gene Ontology annotation, molecular function: G protein-coupled purinergic nucleotide receptor activity. Gene Ontology annotation, cellular component: membrane. Gene Ontology annotation, biological process: phospholipase C-activating G protein-coupled receptor signaling pathway; positive regulation of Rho protein signal transduction. The coding region runs from base 593 to 1666 and encodes 357 amino acids.
UGCUGAAGACACUGCAAAUUCUCUCUUCCAUGGAGGUGAUCAGAAUCACAUCCUCUGGCCACCUGCAUAUGAAACAGAAAUCAUGUGUAGAGCAUGGCAUUAGUUACCAAACUGCAGUGCAAGGGUAAGAUGAAUUAUUUUUUUUACUGUACUUGAAAAAGAAGUGAGGAAGGAGUUAAUCAUUGCAAAAUACGUGGUCAUUUCCUGAGCCCUGUGGUUGGAUGAGUACAAACUUUCAACUAUUUCUAAUUCUUCUCUGUCAUUUAAGAGGCUUUCAAGGUGCACUGUCCAUCCCAGACCAGCUCUACUCAUAGAGGAAAUCUGAUCUGUUGCAGCACGGAAACAUCAGUGGUGACCACAUCGAGACAAAUUCCUUAGGGAGCAGCCUGUAAGUCUGAUCAACACUUAAGAUGAAAAGUUUUGCAUUUUCUGUGGCAGGAUGUUACACGCAGAGUUUAGCUGUAUGAGGGAACUGCUGAGGCAAAAAGGGAAUAUUCAGGAACACAAGCCUCUGCUUUGAGUAGGUUUUUAAUCCAAGUGUUCAUGAUAUGAUCCAGUGGGCUUAUAGGGAUCAACAACCCCCUUGUGAAUAAUGGUUAAAAACGGAUCCCACCUGGACAGUGAAACACUGGCAAUGCUCCAGAAUAAAGCUAUCUCCACCACCCUCCCAGUUGUGUAUACACUGGUGGCUUUGAUCAGCAUCCCUGGCAACUUGUUCUCCCUUUGGGUACUCUGCUGGCACAUCAAACCCAAAACACCUUCUGUUAUCUUCAUGAUCAACCUAAGCAUCACGGAUCUCAUGCUUGCCAGCUGCUUUCCCUUCCAGAUUUAUUAUCACAUCCAAAGCAAUCACUGGACCUUUGGCAAGACUCUUUGCAGCCUUGUGACCGUGAUGUUCUACUCCAACAUGUAUUCUUCCAUACUGACCAUGACCUGCAUCAGCAUUGAGCGGUACAUGGGCGUUGUAUAUCCCAUGAAGUUGAUUAAGUGGAGAAGAAAAAGAUAUGCCCUGGCUGCCUGCGUAGGCAUGUGGAUGUUCUUGUUACUGGCCUUCUACCCACUAGAAAGCACGGAUCUGACCUACGAAGUGAAAGAAUUGGGGAUUAUAACCUGUUUCGAUGUCCUCAAGUGGGAUAUGCUGCCAAACUUUGCAGCCUGGGUAGCCUUUCUCCUCACACUAUUUGUCGUGCUCUUCCUCAUCCCUUUUGUUUUAACAGUUGGAUGCUAUAUUGGUAUAAUUCGGAAGCUUAUUCAGACAUCAAGCAGAUAUGGUAGCAGGCAGAAGACUAGAUCCAUAUACCUGGCGAUAAUAGUCCUUCUGGUAUUUGUCACCUGCUUUGCCCCCAAUAACUUUAUCCUACUUGUGCAUAUGAUCAUCCGCUUGUUUUAUGGCAGGAGUUUGUACCCUGCCUACAAGCUCACCUUAUGCUUCAGCUGCCUGAACAACUGCAUAGAUCCCUUCAUUUAUUAUUUUGCAUGCAAAGAAUUUUACCAGAAAUUCAUGGAAGUGUUUCGCCCUAAGGUUCUGCUCAGCGACAGUUUGGAAACCAGAAGGGAAAGCUUAUUCUCUGGAAGGACCAUGUCAGCCAGGUCGAUGUCAAGCGGACCUAUGGAUGGGCUAGAGGGAGUAAAGGUCUAUUUGCAAAGGCGAGAGAGUGUUUUUUAGCCUUAGAGAUCCCUAGAAGAAAGGCAUGAGAUCCAUGAGUAGACACAGAAAACAUUUCUUUUUGAAUAGCUACCCUCAAAAUUGCUCCAG